Sinocyclocheilus grahami is the source of this 1886-nucleotide messenger RNA. Its product is annotated as nephrocystin-4-like. NCBI's taxonomy places the organism in Eukaryota, Metazoa, Chordata, Actinopteri, Cypriniformes, Cyprinidae. The transcript is spliced from 11 exons. The record is from RefSeq and is a predicted model, not a curated record. Gene Ontology annotation, cellular component: ciliary transition zone; non-motile cilium; ciliary basal body. Gene Ontology annotation, biological process: protein localization to ciliary transition zone; negative regulation of canonical Wnt signaling pathway. Bases 507 to 1886 code for a protein of 459 amino acids.
AAUUCACCCUGGCAACGGCUGACAGACGCUAUGGCAACCACUACAGAGAUAAUCCCUUCCUGACAACUAGCUAAACCCGCAUUUUCAUUACGUGUAUUAUGAUUAUGAAAAUAACAGUGCGUAGAGCGUGUCAAAAAUGUCAGAACUAGUUAUUCUGUCAAAUUAGCCUAGUUAACUUACAAGCGACGGAACCGUUAGUAGGAGAAAAGAAAGAGAACGAGUCAAACUGCUGUUGACCGCAGAGACUGAAAUGAAUGAGCAGCCUACAAAAAUAGUCUCUGCGUGAUUUAGCGUCGCAUUUGGUCAAUAUUCCGCAUUUGAUUUGAAUUAAGUAACAAGCGCUUCACUUCGCCUCUGUGGGAAUGAUUUAACAACCUGGGAAGCUUUUAGACGUUUCCAGGGAUGUUUGCCAGGGAACAUUAACGCUCAACUGACCGACCGCUUUAAAGACGUUCCCUGGUACGUUAACUUAGAUUGAUAGUAACGUCAGUGAAGAAAGCUCGCACAUGUCAGACUGGAAAAACACUUUCGAGAGAAACCGCGUGAUCCCGCCUCACAGUCAAACAGCCAGACAAGCUCCAGGAGCUUCUCAAGGUCUGCAGCUGGUCUUCAAACAGAUCGAUGGACUUCACAUAAAACAGUCAGAGUCACCGCCAUCACUCCAGUAUCAGCUGCGUGUGACCCUCUUUGACUCGGGUCACCAGCUCUUCUUCGGGCGCACAUGGAAGAGCGGCUCACACUCUGUCAGUGGCAUGCAGGGUCAGAGCAGUCGAGUGCUCUUCAAUGAGGUGGUGUACUUCCACACUUCCCUGUGUCUGAGUUCUGUGGUGGCAGUGGUGGAGUUGGUGUCUCUGUCUACCAGGGCAGACGGUUCCCAGGAUGCAGUGGGAUCAGGUUUUGGACUCCUCCAGCUCUUCACAGGGCAUGCAGACUCUAGUAUCUCUCAGGGAGAGGGCAGGUUGAGUCUGUUCAGUGGGACCCCUAGAGCCCUCCUGCACCCAAAGCUGAAAGACCCUCUGCAGUUGAAUGCCAUGUUAUCAGUGAUGGAGGGCUCUCAGCUGCUCUACUUCAUUCAGCCACACCCAGCUCUCAUUCCCAUCAUGCACCUGCUCCCGCCCAACAUUCUAGUGUCUGGACAUGACAGCAUCCCUGGUGUGGUGUCGUCCACGGACACAGGCACAGCAGAUGCGCUGCGGAAGCCUCGUCUGUUGAAGAGCUUCUCGUGUGUGUUGGAGGGCCUACGUGUGGCACUCUUCCCCUCCAUGGAGGUCUUCGAAUCUGACCUGCUCCAGCUGCUCAACAGAGACUGCCAGAAUACAAACAGGGGUGUGGAGGGACGCUCGGUUGUGGUGCAGGAGCGCAGGCUGCUGGUUGGGGUCCAUAACGGCUGGGGUUGGAACAGGGGUGUGGAGGGACGCUCGGUUGUGGUGCAGGAGCGCAGGCUGCUGGUUGGGGUCCAUAACGGCUGGGGUUGGGUGGAGAAGCCUCAUGUGUUGGUGCUGGAACGUGAGGCCGGAGGGAGCGGAGAGGCCAGAGCUCGUGGAGCCAGUGCAGGCAGCAGCUUCAGGCAGACCUCUACGGACAAACUCAGUGAUGGACUGUCUCUUCGUGGCAGUGUGGAGCUGAAAAUGAUGAGGGACGUGGCUUUCAGCAUUGUCUUCCAGCUCCAUUAUGUUUUCUCUUGUCCUCUGGCUGGAGAUGGGCAGAUGACAUCCACAGCUGUGCCCAGAGCAGCGUUUAUGCAGUGUGUGCGUUGGUGUGCUUGGAGUCUGUUUUCGGAUCCUGAGGGCCCCGGAGAGAAUGUGUGCCUCAACUUGCAGGGCAGUGCUCUCCCCAACCCUUGGGGUGUCAUGGUCUACUCUGCAAGCACAGAGCAGAUCUGUUGA